Molecule: messenger RNA, 861 nt
Organism: Gloeophyllum trabeum ATCC 11539
Lineage: Eukaryota; Fungi; Basidiomycota; Agaricomycetes; Gloeophyllales; Gloeophyllaceae
Product: glycosyltransferase family 15 protein
Exons: 11
Coding region: 1-861 (286 amino acids)
Biological process (GO): cell wall mannoprotein biosynthetic process; protein N-linked glycosylation
Cellular component (GO): membrane; Golgi apparatus
Molecular function (GO): alpha-1,2-mannosyltransferase activity
Source: RefSeq, a predicted model, not a curated record
AUGGAAGACAGGUUCAAUAGAAAAUACAAAUAUCCUUGGGUUUUACUGAACGAUGAACCCUUUACGGAUGACUUCAUCAAGCGUGUGAGUGUCUUGACUGACGCGCCAAUACACUUCGGCGUCAUACCCCAUGAGCAGUGGGUACAGCCAGAGUGGAUAGACGAGAAGAGAGCGGAGGCAGCUCGCAAGGUCAUGGUAUGGCAACGCAUAAUAUACGGGGGUCGUUAUCGGAAUAUGUGCCGGUUUAACUCAGGAUUCUUCUACAGGCACGAACUUCUCUUGCCCUACAAGUACUACUGGCGGGUCGAGCCCGACGUCAAAUUUUUCUGCGACAUCGACUACGAUCCAUUCCUGUUCAUGCAGGACAAUAACAAGACAUACGGAUUCACCAUCACCAUGGAAGAGUUCAGAGAGACGGUCAUCACGCUGUGGGACAGCACGAAAGAAUUUCUGUCCGAGAAUUCCCAGUAUGUGGCGGAGAACAAUGCCAUGGGGUUUCUAUCAGAUGAUGGAGGGAUCUCUUACAACUUAUGCCACUAUUGGAGUAAUUUCGAGAUCGCCGACAUGGAUUUCUGGCGAGGGAAAGCAUAUUCGGACUAUUUCGAUCAUCUGGAAUCAAAGGGCGGCUUCUAUUACGAGCGAUGGGGUGAUGCUCCAGUCCACAGUAUAGCAGCGUCGUUAUUCCUUGACAAGAACCAACUGCAUUUCUUCCAAGACAUUGGUUACAGACACGAGCCCUUUCAACACUGUCCUCAAGGGGACGAUUGGUCAAGAGGCCGGUGUGCAUGUGAUCCUAAUGAUAACUUCGAUUAUGUGGGUGCCUCUUGUAUCAGAAAAUGGGAUCGGAUAUGGUAUGUAUAG